Molecule: messenger RNA, 3339 nt
Organism: Schistocerca gregaria
Lineage: Eukaryota; Metazoa; Arthropoda; Insecta; Orthoptera; Acrididae
Exons: 7
Coding region: 83-2677 (864 amino acids)
Source: RefSeq, a predicted model, not a curated record
AACCGCAAGCGUCGAUCUGUGCAAGUCGCGACAAGAAAGUUGCAAACGUAGUGCUAAGUGCAGUGAGUAGUAACGCAGAAAUAUGGGUGAAUGCAGUACUCUUGGUCAAAACCUGCCAUCAGGGUCAGGGCUGUGUGGCAUCAAAAGAAGUCAUUCCAGUGAUGACAGUGAUGAUGCCACCAUCCCAACCAAGGUCUUCAAAAAUGACAUUUGUAGGUUGAUUGAUUUGCCAGAGCGCCAUACGGAUCCUGGAUCAGAGACUGAGUUUUCAUUUCAGGAAGAAGAAACAGAUUUAUGUUGCCGCAGCAGCGAAACGUCUAGCAGUGAGUGGUCAGAGAGAAAUGCAGUAGGUCGUGUCGAAUUUGAAAUACGGUCACCUAAUGAAGGGCCGAAUCCUUUUGGUGAUAGCAGUACUGCGAGUGAUGCCAGUGUGAACGAGCUUCAAGUUGUUGGGCUUCCACCACCCAAGACAUGGGACAACGCAGGAAAUUCUAGUUGUGCUUCAUCAGGCAGCUCUGACGUCUUUGAUCCAGAAAUCCCGAGGAGGGAUUACUGGACGUGUCUGCAGUGCAGCAACGUGAACAACAGACCUGCAUUCCGAUACUGCGAGAAAUGUUACAAGGUGAGGCGGGACAUGUACCAGCCGCGGGUGAAACCGAGGAAGAGGAGAAAGAGGAAGAGCUCAAAGGGAGUGGCCACUGCAAGGAAUUCCAUAGCUAUGAAGGCAGUCAGUGAGAGGACUACAAGCACAAAUAAAUUUCAGCCCAACAGUACAAUGUUCAGAGACACUUUUAAAAGCUGUGAUGAUUUGAAAACAUCACCAAUAGCUUUUAGUGGAGUAAAACUGGAAUCGUGUUCCCAGGAGAACAGGGACAGUGGUGUAGCUUGCAGCCAGAGCAGUGGUGUGGCUUGUAGUCAGAGCACAGUUGCCUCUGCCCUGCCAGCAAGUGGCAAAGACAGUGACUCCAGCCUGAGUCCAGACUCUGGUGCCGAUACGCGGGAAUUCCAUGGCAUCAAGCUCUCCAGCACCAGAGAGCACAGUUUGAAAGUCAGCUCACUGGGACUCGACUUGAGACAAAGUGUUGAUGUAGUCGAUUUGUUAGCACGUGUUACACGUCGAGAAGCUUGUGUGAUUGCCUCACAGUCAAAUAAUUUACAUCAAGACAGCAGUCGAAAUGACUCAACAUCACAGACAUCGUGUCGAGAUGUUCAGAGAGCUGAAUCCUUGUGGCCUUCUCAGAGUCAAGCUGUUCAUGCUGUGCGGACUUUGUAUAGAAGUGUGGAUGAGGUUGAUGCUGUGGAGCCUUACAUAAAUCAGUGUGUUGAUGAAGUUGACACUGUGAAUCUCUCCUCGAGUCAGGGUGUUGAUGAAGUCAACACUGUGCAUCCUUCGACUGUUCAGGGUGUUGAUGAAGUAGACGCUGUGCAUCCUUCCAUGAGUCCGGGUGUUAAUGAAGUAAACACUGUGCAUCCUUCCAUGAGUCCGGGUGUUGAUGAAGUCGACGCUGUGCAUCCUUCCACGAGUCAGGGUGUUGAUGAAGUCGACGCUGUGCAUCCUUCCACGAGUCAGGGUGUUGAUGAAGUUGACGCUGUGCAUCCUUCCACGAGUCAGGGUGUUGAUGAAGUCGACGCUGUGCAUCCUUCCACGAGUCAGGGUGUUGAUGAAGUCGACGCUGUGCAUCCUUCCACGAGUCAGGGUGUUGAUGAAGUCGACGCUGUGCAUCCUUCCACGAGUCAGGGUGUUGAUGAAGUCGACGCUGUGCAUCCUUCCACGAGUCAGGGCGUUGAUGAAGUCGACGCUGUGCAUCCUUCCACGAGUCAGGGCGUUGAUGAAGUCGACGCUGUGCGGCCUUCCACGAGUCAGGGCGUUGAUGAAGUCGACGCUGUGCGGCCUUCCACGAGUCAGGGCGUUGAUGAAGUCGACGCUGUGCGGCCUUCCACGAGUCAGGGCGUUGAUGAAGUCGACGCUGUGCGGCCUUCCACGAGUCAGGGCGUUGAUGAAGUCGACGCUGUGCGGCCUUCCACGAGUCAGGGCGUUGAUGAAGUCGACGCUGUGCGGCCUUCCACGAGUCAGGGCGUUGAUGAAGUCGACGCUGUGCGGCCUUCCACGAGUGAGGGCGUUGAUGAAGUCGACGCUGUGCGGCCUUCCACGAGUCAGGGCGUUGAUGAAGACGACGCUGUGCUGCCUUCCACGAGUCAGGGCGUUGAUGAAGUCGACGCUGUGCGGCCUUCCACGGGUCAGAGUGCUGAUGAAGUUGACUCUGCGUGCCCUUCCACAGGUUGUGAUGUUGUUAAAGUUGAUGCUGUUUGGCCUCCUGUGAGUCAGAGUGUUGAUGAAGUGGACACUGGGCAGCAACACACAAGUCGGAUUGUUGAUGAGGUUGACUAUGUGCAGCAUUCCAGUAAGGGAAGUGUCUAUGAACUGCGCUCUGUGAAAACUCAGACUGAUCUCUGCUUUAUUUCAAAGAGUGACAUACCGAAAGAAAAGCCCAUUGUUGAUGUCGAUAAAUGUAUGACGUGUUAUUCGAGAUCACUGGAUGGAAUUUUUGUGCAUUCGAAAUAUGCACAUAUGUGCUGUUGCUAUAAAUGCACAGUGAGAGUGUGGAAAACUACAAAACGUUGCCCUCUAUGUAAUUGUAAAGUGAUGAACGUGCUACGCUUGUUCAAAGGAUGUUGAAAACAUUAGGUAAGACGUGUGUGUGUGUGUGUGUGUGUGUGUGUGUGUGUGUGUGUGUGUAAAUUAAAAUCCCAUGAAGUGCAAUGUUGCAGAAUGCUAGACUUGUCUUACUAGUGAAACAUAGUGCUAGGAGUAUAGUGCUUUUGUCAUUUGCAACUCUCAAAGAGCUUUUUGUUAAUUUUCUGUUAUUGCCAGCUGAAUACGGGUUCACAUUCCUCUGUGCAGUCACUUUCAAAUUAGUGGAUGUGUGUUUCUUCCUCCUAUCUGGUGAAAAGUGGCUAGUAAAGGAACAUGAUUCUGGCCUAUGAUCAGACACCCACAAUGCAUCUUUAAAAUGUAUGAAGCAUAGGGCUCAUGGCACAAUGAAGACAUCUAGUAAGCACUACAGGAGAGAACAUUACUUUUGUGUGUAUGGCUUGUGAUGUCACUGGCAAACAGAAUAUGCAAAAUGAAAUGAACGGAAUGGUGCAAUAUAGAACUGCAAUUUGUGCCCAUUUAGCCUUUUUUCUGUAUCACGUAUGUGAUGUUAAAACUUUAUGCAAAGAACAGUGCAACAAUAUAUCAUAUGCUCUGUUGUAAGAAUAAUUUAUUUCUGUUGUUGAUGAGAUCUCAUUAUGUAGUGAAAUGUUGAAUUUGUGACCUAAUAAACUUGUUAACUUGUU